Messenger RNA from Malaya genurostris, 891 nucleotides. RefSeq names its product brachyurin-like. Gene Ontology annotation, molecular function: serine-type endopeptidase activity. Gene Ontology annotation, biological process: proteolysis. The record is from RefSeq and is a predicted model, not a curated record. Lineage: Eukaryota; Metazoa; Arthropoda; Insecta; Diptera; Culicidae. The coding region runs from base 1 to 891 and encodes 296 amino acids. The transcript has a single exon.
AUGAAGACUGUCACCCUGUUCAUUGGCGCCUUGGCUGUGGCCUCGGCGGCUUCUGUCGAUUUAUCAAAAGUUAAACGAAUUGAAGACUUGGACCAGUUUUGGGACCAGUUGGAUCCGUCUUUGCGAAUUCAUCGUAGAACAAUGACGGCUCCGGAUGACAGAAUAGUGAACGGCGAGGAGGCCCAACCGGGACAGUUUCCAUAUCAGGCGUUGAUAAUGAGUUUCUUCCAGGAUGGCACUGGUGGAUGGUGUGGUGCUACGCUAGUGUCUCAAAACUACGUAAUGACAGCUGCCCAUUGCGUUCAUAUUGGAUCUGUGCCCACUCAUGGAACCAUCACUCUUGGAGUUCACAAUCGAGCGGUAGAAGAAGAAACUCAACAGAGAAUCAAUUACGGUACCGUCAACGUUCAUCCAAAUUAUUCAUCAACGUAUUUGCGUAACGAUAUCGCCACCAUCCAACUGUCAACUCCGGCAGUGUUCAACGAAUUUGUUCAGCCAAUCGAUCUUCCGGCAGUUUCGGAUGAUCGCUCAUUCGCAGGAUUAACGGGAAUCAUCUCCGGAUUCGGUCACACCUCCGCAGAUGGCGCUUCGGACGUGGUCAUGUACACUAGUAAUCCGAUUAUGACCAAUGCUGAUUGUCUAGCGGCGUUCCACGAAGAAGCAGUCCAAGCACAGAAUAUCUGUUUGUCCGGAGAGGGCGGCCGGUCGGUGUGUUUCGGAGAUUCCGGUGGUCCACUAGCCGUUCGGGAAAAUGAUCGCAGUGUACAGGUUGGCAUUGCGUCCUUCGUCCACUGGAAUGGUUGUUUCAACGGUGAUCCUUCUGGAUUUGCCCGCGUCUCGUAUUUCCUGACUUGGAUAGGCCAAAACUCGGAUGUUGUGCUGCGAGAGUAG